AAUUGAAAUCUUCAUUUUCUUUUUCUUAUUAAAAACAUUUUUUCUUUUUCUUUUUUUUUUUUGCUGUUCAAACUUCGUCUCGUCACCGUCCGAUGCUUUGACUCCGACCGAUCAGUCAAUUUGAGCUCAACAUCUAACGGUCCAUGGGUAUUUGUUUCAGCCGGAACAUCUCCGCCGUCAAGGACGACGAGAUCCCCGCCGGAAACGGCGAGGUUUCGAAUCAACCUUCUCAAUCGACGGAGAAUCACCGGCAUGGUGCGAUUCCUCCUCAGUCUCCGGCUGCUUCUGGUGCUACCGAAGUCAACAACUCUUACAACAUUAGCCCUUUUCAGAGUCCUUUGCCGGCGGGAGUAGCUCCAUCACCGGCGAGAACUCCGGGAAGGAAGUUCAAAUGGCCGUUUCCUCCGCCGUCGCCUGCUAAACCUAUUAUGGCGGCUUUGAGACGGCGACGUGGCGCUCCCCCGCAGCCUAGGGAUGAGCCGAUCCCGGAGGAUAGCGAAGACGUGGUGGAUCGCGGUGGUGACAGCGGCGGAGGCGGCGGAGAGAGGCUUGAUAAGAAUUUCGGGUUUGGGAAGAACUUUGAAGGGAAGUAUGAGUUAGGGAAGGAGGUAGGGCGAGGGCAUUUUGGUCAUACUUGUUGGGCUAAGGCCAAGAAAGGGAAGAUGAAGAACCAAACCGUUGCCGUCAAAAUCAUCUCUAAAGCUAAGAUGACAUCGGCUUUGUCUAUUGAAGAUGUUCGUCGAGAAGUGAAAUUGCUGAAAGCUUUAUCCGGGCAUAGGCAAAUGGUUAAGUUCUAUGAUGUAUAUGAAGAUGCUGAUAACGUCUUUGUUGUUAUGGAGUUAUGCGAAGGUGGAGAGCUAUUGGAUAGAAUUUUGGCGAGAGGUGGACGAUACCCUGAAGUCGAUGCCAAACGUAUUCUUGUGCAGAUUUUGUCUGCGACAGCAUUUUUUCAUCUUCAAGGUGUUGUGCACCGUGAUCUGAAGCCGGAGAAUUUUCUCUUCACCAGCAGAAACGAGGAUGCAAUACUCAAGGUCAUAGAUUUUGGCUUGUCUGAUUUCAUUAGAUACGAUCAGCGUCUCAAUGAUGUUGUUGGAAGUGCAUACUAUGUUGCACCCGAAGUACUCCAUAGGUCUUACAGUACUGAAGCGGAUAUGUGGAGCAUCGGUGUCAUAAGUUACAUACUACUCUGUGGAAGCAGACCAUUCUAUGGAAGAACUGAAUCUGCAAUAUUCCGAUGUGUGCUUAGAGCUAACCCUAAUUUUGAGGAUAUGCCAUGGCCUUCAAUAUCUCCUACUGCCAGAGACUUCGUGAAAAGGCUUCUUAACAAGGACCAUAGGAAACGAAUGACAGCUGCUCAAGCUCUUGCUCAUCCGUGGUUACGUGAUGAAAACCCUGGUUUACUUCUUGAUUUCUCGGUCUACAAGUUGGUAAGGUCCUAUAUCCGUGCCUCACCUUUCAGACGAGCAGCACUUAAGGCUCUCUCCAAAGCUAUACCCGAUGAAGAACUUGUAUUCCUUAAGGCACAGUUCAUGCUCCUGGACCCUAAAGACGGAGGCCUAAAUCUUAACUGUUUCGCCACGGCUUUAACAAGAUAUGCUACUGAUGCAAUGAUGGAAUCAAGGCUUCCUGACAUUUUAAACACGAUGCAACCGCUGGCGCAAAAGAAACUCGACUUUGACGAGUUCUGUGCGGCUGCAGUCAGUGUUUACCAACUGGAGGCUCUAGAAGAAUGGGAACAUGUUGCAACUUCAGCGUUUGAGCACUUUGAACAUGAAGGAAACCGAAUCAUCUCUGUCCAAGAACUUGCAGGGGAGAUGAGCCUGGGACCGACUGCGUAUCCUCUGCUCAAGGAUUGGAUCAGGAGUUCAGAUGGAAAGCUGAGCUUCUUGGGUUACGCUAAGUUCUUGCAUGGUGUGACCGUACGAAGCUCCAGCUCGAGACCUAGGUGACAUAUCAUAAUGUAAAGUCUUCUAACAUGUGAAUUCGAGUUUCAAGAAACAUCCAAAAUGACGUCGUCAAUCAGUGACCUUGGAGACUGAAGUGGAAGUGAAGUCAAGUAGGUAUUUAUUUCCUUUGUAAAUCAUUAUUUGAGCAUUUUGCUUUCAGAGGAACCAAAAACAAAAACAAAAAAAAGGAAAACAUAUUAUAUAUUAUUAUAGGAAUUGGUAUGGUGUUGGUCUGAUAUUUUUAUCCUCAGCUUUCA
Messenger RNA from Capsella rubella, 2203 nucleotides. Its product is annotated as CDPK-related kinase 4. The transcript is spliced from 11 exons. Lineage: Eukaryota; Viridiplantae; Streptophyta; Magnoliopsida; Brassicales; Brassicaceae. The record is from RefSeq and is a predicted model, not a curated record. Bases 144 to 1949 code for a protein of 601 amino acids. Gene Ontology annotation, cellular component: nucleus; cytoplasm. Gene Ontology annotation, molecular function: calcium/calmodulin-dependent protein kinase activity; ATP binding; calcium-dependent protein serine/threonine kinase activity. Gene Ontology annotation, biological process: protein autophosphorylation; intracellular signal transduction; peptidyl-serine phosphorylation.